Lacerta agilis (Sand lizard) is the source of this 1488-nucleotide messenger RNA. It is a transcript of the gene GJC1, whose product is annotated as gap junction protein gamma 1. Lineage: Eukaryota; Metazoa; Chordata; Lepidosauria; Squamata; Lacertidae. The record is from RefSeq and is a predicted model, not a curated record. Gene Ontology annotation, cellular component: connexin complex. The transcript has 2 exons. Gene Ontology annotation, biological process: cell communication. Bases 177 to 1352 code for a protein of 391 amino acids.
GGAGAAGGGGAGGGGGAAAUCCCGACGGUCGUAUCCGGCUCGCCGUCUCCUGAACAGCCACGAGAGGCUGCCAAGAGCGGGGCUGGGGUUCGCCCCCUCAGGACCCAGAGCGGUCCCGUCAUCCUCCUCACGAGGGGAAAUGGCCUGAAGAAGGCGGCUAACAGCCUUUGACCACCAUGAGUUGGAGUUUCCUGACACGUCUACUAGAAGAGAUCCACAACCACUCCACGUUCGUUGGGAAGAUCUGGUUGACGCUGCUGAUCGUCUUCCGCAUCGUCCUCACCGCCGUGGGAGGGGAGUCCAUCUACUACGAUGAGCAGAGCAAGUUCGUGUGCAACACGGAACAGCCGGGCUGCGAGAACGUUUGCUACGACGCUUUCGCCCCGCUCUCCCACGUGCGCUUCUGGGUUUUCCAGAUCAUCCUCGUCUCCACUCCCUCGGUGAUGUACCUGGCCUACGCCGUCCACAAAAUCGCCCGGAUGGUGGAGCACGGCGAGACGGAGAGGAAGUUCCGGAGCAAGCCUUUCCCCAUGCGCUGGAAACAACACCGAGGCUUGGAAGAAGCCGAGGACGACCACGAGGAGGACCCGAUGAUGUACCCGGAGAUCGAGCUGGAGAGCGAGAACAAGGAAAACCCACCUCCUACCAAAGUGAAGCACGACGGCAGGAGGCGCAUCCGAGAGGACGGCCUCAUGAAGAUUUAUAUACUGCAACUCCUGAGCAGGACUGUUUUUGAAAUCGGCUUCCUCGUCGGCCAGUAUUUCCUCUACGGGUUCGAAGUGAGCCCGAGGUUCCUCUGCAGCCGGAAGCCGUGCCCGCACACGAUAGACUGCUUCAUUUCGAGGCCUACGGAAAAAACCAUCUUCCUGCUCAUCAUGUACGGCGUGAGCUGCCUGUGUUUACUUCUGAACGUAUGGGAAAUGCUCCACUUGGGAUUCGGCACCAUCCGGGACACGCUGAACAAUAAGCAGAAAGAGCUGGAGGACUCGGGGACUUACAACUACCCGUUCACUUGGAACACGCCGUCCGCACCUCCGGGCUACAACAUCGCGGUGAAGCCCGAACAGAUCCAGUACACGGAACUGUCCAAUGCCAAAAUGGCCUACAAGCAGAACAAGGCGAACAUCGCCCAAGAGCAGCAAUACGGGAGCAACGAGGAGAACAUCCCCACCGAGUUGGAGACCCUCCAGCGGGAAAUCAAAGUCGCCCAGGAACGCUUAGACCUCGCCAUCCAGGCCUACAACAACCAGAACAACCCGACCUGCUCCAAGGAGAAGAAGCCAAAGGGCAGCUCAAAUAAAAGCAGCAGCAGCAGCAAGUCAGGGGAUGGGAAAACCUCAGUCUGGAUUUGACGCUGCCCUCUCUGGGAAUUAAUGCUGUGCUACUUAACGCUGACCGGCAGACUUGCUGCCUAAGGAAUUCCAAUAAAUAAAAUGUUUGGCUUUGUUUAAGUUCAGGGGUGUUUGGGGCCGCCAAAGGACACACUCC